AUGUCCUCCAAAACGAUCACAAUAAUCGGCUCUCUCAAUGUCGAUCUCGUUACCGUCACGCCUCGCGUUCCUUCCGGCGGUGAGACUCUAACGGCAUCUUCAUUCUCAACAGGACCAGGCGGCAAAGGUGCAAACCAAGCCGUAGCCUGCGCACGACUCUCUCGUUCAAGGCCGACAUCCACCUCGCCGCCAACCUCAAACAUUGCAAUCAAGAUGUUAGGCGCCGCUGGAGCCGAUGAAUUUGGCCCUCCUCUCCUCGCGGGCAUGGCAGCCGACGGCAUCGACAUCUCCAGCGUGAGCGUAGUGAAGGGUCAAACCACCGGCGUAGCUGUAAUUCUAGUUGAAGAAAGCAGCGGGGAAAACAGAAUCCUACUCAACCCAGGAGCAAACCACACUCUCCAACCCGAAGAUUUCACAUCUGCCGCCUCAUUAGGAACCCCAACUCCAGAUCUCAUAAUCAUGCAGCUUGAAAUCCCAAUCCCAACCGUCCUCCAAAUCCUAAAAACAGCAAAAGAAGCAAAAGUCCAAGUUCUACUAAACCCAGCUCCCGCGGUAAAGCUACCCGAAGAGGUAUAUCCAGGCAUAACCCACCUCAUCGUCAACGAAACCGAAGCCGCCCUCCUCACAAACCGAUCCGUUGAGGAAGUCGAAGCGCCGGAUUACGACUGGUCCACCAUCAUCAACGAGUUCCUUUGCAAAGGGGUUACUAAUGUGAUCAUCACACUAGGAUCUAAGGGUGCUGUUUUCGCUCAUUCUGGGAUGGACAAACCGGGAUUCGUGCCAGCCGAGAAGGUUGCGAAGGUAGUAGACACUACAGCGGCGGGGGAUACGUUUGUCGGCGCUUAUGCUGUCAACGUGGUUAGAAAAGGAGGGAAUGGCGUAGUAGGAGAGGAAGAUAUCAAGUUGGCAUGUAAAGCUGCGGGGAGGACGGUAGAAAAACAAGGGGCACAGAGUGCAAUUCCUUGGGCUGAUGAGAUUUGA
Messenger RNA from Glarea lozoyensis ATCC 20868, 981 nucleotides. RefSeq names its product Ribokinase-like protein. The transcript has a single exon. NCBI's taxonomy places the organism in Eukaryota, Fungi, Ascomycota, Leotiomycetes, Helotiales, Helotiaceae. Gene Ontology annotation, biological process: D-ribose metabolic process. Gene Ontology annotation, molecular function: ribokinase activity. Bases 1 to 981 code for a protein of 326 amino acids. The record is from RefSeq and is a predicted model, not a curated record.